AUGGAUAGGGGCUAUGUUCAUCUGCCGUCCUACGUGGAUUAUUAUGUCCACCAGGCUGGAAAUGGCCUUCUGGGAUUUCAAGGACCCCUCACCAUGUAUGGGUCGGGACUAGGAGACAACAGGCCCCUGGAGUUCUACGUGGCUGGAAAUGGGGAGGAUUACCUCGACUUGAACAACACUUUUUUACAUCUGGCCUGCAAAAUCCUUAACCCCGACGGUUCCAACAUAACUAACGAUGCAGUUCAAAAACCAAACCAGUCAGAUCGGUUAAAAACAGGAGAUUUGAAAACUUUUAGGGGGAGAAACAAGCAUGAAUUUCACAAAGUGAUUAAUGAAAGUUGCUAUUGUGGUUUUGUCUUCUCUCCAAAUAAAUUAUUUCAGAACUCCAUCCGUCACAAUCUCUCUCUGAAUAAAUGCUUCAUAAAAGUUCCAAGGCAGAAGGAUGAGCCUGGAAAGGGUGGCUUCUGGAAGAUUGAUCCGGAAUAUGCUGAACGUCUCCUGACUGGGGCUUAUAAGAAGCAAAGGAUGCCUCCAGUACAGAUUAACCCAGCUCUUAAAAAUCAACUUGGAACGAUCUCACAGCCAGUUAUGCCUGCGCCAACAGAUGUCAUGGGUUUUCGCCAUGUUGAUCCUGAGUCACAGCAGCUCUUAGAAGAAUUUGAGGAAGUCACUAGACUUGACCAGAACUGGGACCCUCACCUAGCAGAAACCACUUUAUCUGAUUGCUGGAGCACAGUAAAAGGCCCCAAAAGAAAACAGCCAUAUGGCCACUGGGCUGGAAGUGCCCAAGCUCUGUGUCGCUCAAGCUCCCCACUGCUGGCCAUGGAGGAACCAAAGGUUCUGGGAUCUCUUAUGGGUAAUUUUGACUGGGAUGCUCUGCUAAAUUCAGCCCUAAAUGAGGAUUUGAGCCUGAAUGAGUGUGGUCCUCUGAGCCCAAUACCACAAGAUCAGAACCUCAUGGUACCUGGCAUUCAUGUUAAUUCCCUGGGGGCCUCUGUCAAUACUACAGAAAGUAACAUGCUAAUAGAAACACAAAAGGACCGUGAUGUAGACCUUGACAAAGAGACAUUCUUAGCCACAGAAUUUUUACAGAGUCCUUGGAUAGAAGAAGAAGCGGGGAACCAUCCUGAUUUUCUUUCAAUGUCUACUGUUAACAUCAAUCAACUCUUUGAUCUGGGAGGCUCACUCAGUGAUGAUCUUGACAGUAAAAUUGAAUCUCUUCUCUGAAUAGUCAUCAGUAUCUUUUGAGACAGAUAAUAUCUAACCAAUACCAUUGAAAUAUUAUGAGUGGAGAGAGCUGUUUUAUACCAAAGAGUAAAAAAUUUUGGUCCAUUGCAUUUCCAUUUUAUAUAUUUUUUUCAUAUUUUUCAUAUUUUUUUCAUAUUAUAUUUGCAUUUUUUUGUUUGUUUGUUUGUUUGUUUGUUUAUUGGCAAGUGAUUUAUCAAAAAGCCACUGAUCAAAAACUGCCACAACAGUGGGUUCUUCUAAAAGAACUAAAAUCUAAUUCUUCAUGACUGGACUGUGAAACCAGAAUUGGACAACAAUGAAAUUGCAGACAGAAACAGUGCAUAAAUGAAUGGCAAAAAUGUAAUCUUAACAGUGUAGUUGUUCAUUUUAACUAACUGCAGUUACAAUUAAGCAAUAAAUAAUUUCUAGCAUCUACAAAUAAAAAGAAGUUAUAAAGGUAAUCAUGUAUUGCAAUUGAGGUACCUGCUUGGAAGGAAUAAAAUAAAAUAUGCAAAUAAACAUAUAUCACAAUGAUAAUACUGGACUCCUAGCUAUGCCUAGCUAUGAGGUUGCAUAUACUGAAACUGUUUUCAUUCACAUUACAACAGAAAAGGUGGAUGCAGUCUUUUCAUGUCAAAUACUAACAAUAAAAUUGUACAUUAACAAUAGUAUGUAUUAGAAUGGUGAUUUUGGCUGCUUUUUACUUUAUAUAUGCUACCUCUAGGUCAAAUUAUUCGUAAACAUGGAAUUAGCUUCCACGGUUAUGCUGAUGAUACACAGUUGUAUGUUUCAGGGAAGCCAGAGGACAGACAGCAGCUUAAUAAAUUUGAGGAAUGUGUAAAGGACAUUAGACGUUGGAUGCUAACUAACUUCCUUUUACUUAAUUCUGAUAAGACAGAAGUACUUGUAUUAGGACCACGUGUAGCUAGAAGUAAGCUUUCUGAUCACAUAGUAAAUCUGGAUGGACUUUCUGUUUCAUCAUGUACAGCAGUAAAAGACCUUGGUGUGAUUAUAGACUCCAGCCUAUCAUUUGAUGCUCAUGUAGAUAAUAUUACUAGGAUAGGUUACUAGGAUAGAUAAUAUUACUAGGAUCUAAGAUAAGAAAUAUAAUGUCACUACAUGAUGCAGAAAUAUUAGUUCAUGCUUUCCUCACCUCUAGACUAGAUUACUGAAAUGCCUUACUGUCUGGAUGUUCCAUUAGGAGCAUAAACAAACUCCAGUUAGUCCAGAAUGCAGCUGCUAGAGUCUUAACUAGAACCAGAAGACACUACCACAUCACUCCGAUCUUAUCAACACUGCAUUGGCUCCCAGUGAAAUCUUGCAUUGAUUAUAAAAUACUAUUAUUAACCUAUAAAGCACUAAAUGGCCUCGCGCCACAGUAUCUAGGUGACCUUUUGGUUUUCUAUGAUCCGCCACGCCUACUUAGAUCAAAAGAUGCACGCUAUUCGACGGUACCUCGAAUAGCGAAGGCUACAGCAGGGGGAAGAGCUUUCUAUUAUAGAGCCCCACAUUUAUGGAACAGCCUUCCAAUUAGUGUUUGGGACUCAGAGACAAUCUCAGUGUUUACAUCUAGGCUUAAAACAUAUUUGUUUACUCAAGCCUACCCUGACUAGACUUUCUGUUACGCUAAGCACAGUCCUAAUAAUCUUUUCUCUCCCUCUCUUCUUCUGUCGAGGCACACACGAUUUUAUGGAGAUACUAGAGAUCCUGAUCCUUUCUGCUCUCCGGACCUGCCUGAUCCAUUUCAGAUGUCCUACCUCUGGAUGGAGCUCUCAUCUACUCCAAUUCCAGAUUGCUGGGACUACGGCUGCUUCUAAGGCCAAAUAGACUUCAUAUAAAUUCAUAAUUAACUUUUACACACUAUCUGUUGUUACCCAGAUGAGGAUGGGUUCCAUUCUGAAUCUGGUUCCUCUCAAGGUUUCUUCCUCUUUACAUCUUAGGGAGUUUUUCCUUGCCACCGUCGCCUCCGGCUUGCUCAAAUUCUUGGGAUAAAUUCGCACUUUUAAUAUCUGUAUACCGUGUUUAUAUGUUUCUGUAAAGCUGCUUUGAGACAAGGUCUAUUGUAAAAUGUGCUAUACAAAUAAAAUUGAAUUGAAAAAAAAAUAUGUUUGAACAGGAGCACACAACUGGAAAGAGUGGAAAGAGGGUGACAAUUACAUAGAGAUAAAGAAAAAGAAACACAACAAAGACCAUGGCAGCCAGGUUCAAGCUUUGCCAUGUGUAAUCCUUUUGGCCAUGUCUCUACUUUGAAUGGGCAAGUCCAGACCUGCUUAGCAACUGGGCGGGAGGCAAGCCAAAUUUACUGCAGUAUGUCACUAGGCCUCAGUAAAAAAAAGUUUUUAAAAGGUACAUAAAAGCUUCCCAUAUAUUAUAUCCUUUUUUUAAAAAAUCACUUUAUUUAAAGGAUGCCCUCCAGUA
Messenger RNA from Ictalurus punctatus (channel catfish), 3645 nucleotides. RefSeq names its product forkhead box protein J1-A. Gene Ontology annotation, biological process: regulation of DNA-templated transcription. The transcript has 4 exons. Gene Ontology annotation, molecular function: sequence-specific DNA binding; DNA-binding transcription factor activity. The record is from RefSeq and is a predicted model, not a curated record. Bases 1 to 1227 code for a protein of 408 amino acids. NCBI's taxonomy places the organism in Eukaryota, Metazoa, Chordata, Actinopteri, Siluriformes, Ictaluridae.